AUGUCUAAUAUUACUCUACACGAAGAAUUAUAUGAUGCUCAAUUUGAUUUGAGAGAAGAAAGAAGAAUUCGUCAAAAUCAACAAGAAGAAAUUCAACAAUUAAAUAAACAAAUUAAAGAAAUUGAAGAAGUUUUUAUUGAAUCCAUUAAACAAAAGGAUAUUAUUAUACAAGAUACUGUUAACCAAUAUGAAAAAAUUAGUCAAAAUACUAUUAGUCAGUAUAAAGAUAGAUUGAAUUUUUUUGCUAAUUUUUUCGAACAAAGUUUUAAUUAUACAAAUGAUUAUUAUUAUAUGAAUUUUCUUCCAUAUAAUGAAGUAGUUAAUGAUAAAUUUAUUUUUCAAACUGAUGUUCUUAAUGUUAUUAAUGAUAUUAAUAAUUCUGUUAAUAAUAAUAGUAAUAGAUUUAGUGAAUGCGAUUCUAAUGAUAGUGGUUAUAAUAGUUAUGAUGAAUAUGAAGAAUUAAUGCAAGAUAUUCAUGAAGUUACUAGUGAAGAUAGUUUUUAA
Messenger RNA from Racocetra persica, 504 nucleotides. Lineage: Eukaryota; Fungi; Glomeromycota; Glomeromycetes; Diversisporales; Gigasporaceae. The record is from the annotation of a GenBank genome assembly.